This is a messenger RNA of Puccinia triticina, 765 nucleotides long. RefSeq lists its product as uncharacterized. Lineage: Eukaryota; Fungi; Basidiomycota; Pucciniomycetes; Pucciniales; Pucciniaceae. Gene Ontology annotation, molecular function: oxidoreductase activity, acting on paired donors, with incorporation or reduction of molecular oxygen; iron ion binding; monooxygenase activity. The record is from RefSeq and is a predicted model, not a curated record. The coding region runs from base 1 to 765 and encodes 254 amino acids. The transcript has 4 exons.
AUGUGUCAUCCUGCAGACCCAGCCACCAUCACCACCCCCGCUUCAACCAGAUCGACCGAUGGAAAGAUAUUCGAAUACGAACUGUUCGUCAGGGUCCAGAAAAACGGCCAAUCCGAUUCAAAGAUGAUGCGGAUGUCGUCAAAGGGUCGGGUCGUCCCCAUGGAGCUAAACCUCGACAAGCUGGACUUUUCCCUGCUCAAAACCCUGGUAAUCCAGCACCUAGGAAACAUCAUAUCUCCUCAUCAAAUUGUUGGGAUCUGGCACACGUGCACAAUUGCGUGGAAGAGAGCUCGACAGGCCACCUCGGCAAUCUUUAGUAUCAAAACAUUCAAGACCAUUAUUGCCCCUUCCGCCAAUAAAAGCAUGGAUGGGCUGCUUGAUAUAUUGAAGUUGACUGCAAAAGCAAAUCACAGCAUCGACUUUUGUGACCUCUUCUUCCGGUUCACGAUGGACUCCUUUGUCCAGAUGACCUUUGGAAAAGAUUUGGGCCUUCUCGGUACCGAUUAUUAUGACAAAGGAGAAGCAUCAUCGCCAUCAAAACUCUCCCCAGUGUCUAUUCCUUUUGCGGAUGCGUUUGACUUUGCACAGGAUCAGAUUGACUUCAGAUUCUUGGCUGUCAGAGGAUGGCAGCUGAUCGAGAAGCUUGUUGGUUCAAUUGGAAAACGCAUGAAAGCCUCGUGUUGUGUUCUGGAUGACUACGCAUACUCUUUAAUUGAUGAGCGAAUGGCUAGUCUGGCUCAGUCAUCCGAUUGCGGAAAGAAAUAA